AUAGAUAGAUAGAUAGAUAGAUAGAUAGAUAGAUAGAUAGAUAGAUAGAUAGAUAGAUAAUACAAGAACCAGUGCUUAUGGAAAUCCUAUUUUCUUAACUGUCUGCUUUGUAAUGGCUGGUUCAAGCUAAAGCUGUCUUGCUUCCCUUGUGCUCCUAAAGCAACAGAGAACGUUAUCAUUCCAAAACACAAAAAUAACUCCAUGCAAGAGGAAGACACGUGUUUGGUGCGCCAAGGAGACGGCAAGGCAUGCGAUAUUGCCAGAGCCUCUCUCGCUUUUUCCAAGAGCAUAGAAGCAUGCAGCCCGGGCAAGCCGCUGCGCCGCGUCAGCCCACGCCAAGAGACUCCGAAGAUGAUCGGAAGAUGAAGCCAGGUUGCUGCAUGCUCUAAAAUGCCCGGCUCCUCUCCCAUCUCUGUCCUGUGAUCUUUCCAUUCCUACCCCCACAGUCAACAGCCCCUCUGCUACCAUGGUCCAUACAGAAGGCAACGCUCUGCUGAAGGCCGUCUGGCAAGGCAAAUUCCGGCUUACUCGCUUGCUGCUAGAGGGAGGGGCCUACAUCAAUGAGGGCAACACCCAGGGAGAGACCCCCCUCAUUGCUGCCUGCAUAGCUCCCUAUGAGGAUCCUCAAAACAAGCCCCGCAUGGUGAGGUACCUCCUGGAGAAUGGAGCCGACCCAAACAUUCCUGACAAGACGGGGAAGUCUGCGCUGAUGCACGCUUGUGCUGAUGGUGCCGGGGCUAAGGUAGCCACCAUCUUACUGGAUCAUGGGGCAGAUCCCAGUGCCAAAGAUUAUUCGGGGGCAUCGGCUUUGGUUUAUGCCAUCAAUAAGGGGGACCGGGCAACCUUGCAGGUACUCCUGGAUGCCUGUAAGGCCAAAGGGAAGGAAGUCAUCAUCAUCACCACAGAUACGUCCCCCUCAGGGACCAAGAAGACCAAGCAGUACCUGAAUUCGCCACCAUCGCCAGGUAUCGAAGAUAAGCAUUCGCCUGCUCUGUGUAUGUCGCCCUCAGACAUUGAGGUGAGGACUGCCCAGUCUCCAGGGGGCAGUGAGAAGGAAGAGGAGAGAGACGUUUUCAACUUCACCAUGGCAACCAGACUCACCUGUAACCCCAUUCCGCAUAGCAAAGGGAAGGAAGGUGAGGAGAAAACCUCAGCGCUCCCACCCAAAGGCAGGCCCAAGCAACUGAAGAGGCUGAACUCAGAACCAUGGGGCUUGGUGGCUCCCUCUGUUUUGGCUCAUCAGGAAAAGGCUCGGACCCCAGAGGAAAGGAUGACGGCAGAGAUGAAUGGGUUGAGCCUCUCCAAGAGGCCGCCUUUGUCACGGAGGCACAGCAUGGAAGGCCAAGAGUCAUCCUGCUUCAAAAUGACUUCCCACCAUGCACUGGGAGAAGAAGUCUCUAGCCUGGAAGCAGCAUGGGCAGAAAAAGUCCAUUUCAGUCACCUCCACCAACCUCUCUCUCGGCGCAACACGGCUCCUGAAACCCAAGAAGGUGUCCCAGGUCCUGGCACACGGGGUGUGGCUCACCACAAGCUGAACUGCAUGGAGCAUCAUGAACCUGAUUCCCUCUGUCCAGACUCCAUCCCUGGCUCGCCUGAUUCAGGCCGCGUUUCCGUGGAGAGGAGGAAGUACAAUGCCUCCCCACUGACUCUGCCAGUCAGUUCAUCGCGGGAGAGUUUGGAAAGCAUUCCCAGUGCUGUCUCCCCCAACAUGAUAAGACGCAGGACCCCAGGCCUCCUUGAGAGAAGGGGCUCUGGCACCCUGCUGAUGGAUCAUAUUGCUCACACCCGUCCUGGCUUCCUACCCCCUCUCAAUUUCAACCCCCACCCUCCCCUCCGUGACAUCCGGCCCAAUGGAAAGCCUCCCUCACCAGUCCACAAGGGUCUGAUUCCAGUAGCCCCCACUUCCCCGAAGGCCAAGCGGCUUCUGAGGAGGCAUUCGAUGCAGCCGGAACAGAUGAAGCAGCUGGUGAGUUUUCAGAGCCUGAUCACACCUGGGGACUCCGUGGCCAGUUAAAAAGA
Messenger RNA from Heteronotia binoei (common prickly gecko), 2019 nucleotides. It is a transcript of the gene ANKRD34A, whose product is annotated as ankyrin repeat domain 34A. The record is from RefSeq and is a predicted model, not a curated record. The transcript is spliced from 2 exons. NCBI's taxonomy places the organism in Eukaryota, Metazoa, Chordata, Lepidosauria, Squamata, Gekkonidae. Gene Ontology annotation, molecular function: protein binding. The coding region runs from base 467 to 2014 and encodes 515 amino acids.